CAAGUUGCGCGGCGCAAAGUGUAAGCAAGCAUGGGCCUGCCAGACAUUGAGACCAUACCCGAGACUGGUGCGGUGUUCACGAUCGGCCGCAGCAGAUUCGCGGAUAACAUUGCGUCGCAUUUCUUCAUACGCAAGGAUCCGGUCGUUGCCAUCGAGUGUGGAGAUGAGCACUCCGCCGUCAUUUGCCAAACUGGUAGAUUGUUCAUAUUUGGCAGCAACGAUUGGGGUCAGCUCGGUCUGGGACAUAAGAAUCAUAUCAGCAAACCUUCGUGUCUAAAAAUUUUGAAACCAGAAAAAGUCACACACGUCGCAUGUGGAAGAGCGCAUACUCUCAUAUGUACCGGAGCUCAAAAGAUCUUCGCAUGCGGCAGCAAUCAGGAAGGUCAACUGGGUCAGGAAAAUUCCGCGAUAGGCGACAGCUCUAGUUCUCCAAUUCUGGUUUACGAUUGUGGACUGGCUGGACCCAGGAUCAUCCAAAUCGCAGCAGGAUCGCAUCAUUCGAUGGCUUUGACUAGUGACGGAGGAGUCGUCGCUUGGGGAAGCAAUUUAGAAGGACAAUUAGGAUUGCCAGGAAUUUCAGGUUUAGUCAGCAAACCUACGAAGGUCCCUAUUCCUGAACCAGUAAAGGAAAUCAGCGCGGGAUAUUAUCAUUCAGCUUUUUUGACCGAGAGCGGUCUCGUUUAUGUCUGCGGCGAGUCGGAAAGCGGUAAACUAGGAAUCGAUGUCAACUUCUCCACGCAGGUUGCACCGAAGCAAAUGCAGUUGCCGACGCCGGCACUUCAUGUUACAUGCGGCGGACAUCACACAUUCAUAUUAGCAGCAAAUGGCAAUAUUUAUUGUUCCGGAAGUAACGCCAGCGGGCAGCUUGGUUUGGGCACGAAUGUAAACGAGAUACACACGCCAAAACUCCUUCCACGCGGUGCUCUUCAAGAUGAAAAGAUCGUUAAGAUUGCCUGCGGUGAAAGUCAUAGUGCUAUACUUACCGAGUCUGGCAAGCUCUUCACUUGCGGCGAUGGGCGACAUGGAAAAUUGGGUUUAGAGGAGAACGAAAACAACGUUCACGAAAUAACAUUUGCUGCCAAAUAUCAAGAACUUUUUGUUACAAAUGUCGCGUGCGGAGGGUGUCAUACGAUAUUGGUUGGCCGUAGACACGAAAUGAAUUAUCAAUCACGACCGGACUCGACUGAGCAAGUACAGAAGAAAAGUCUACCUCCUUUAAAGCUUCCUGUAAAUAUGCACAAUGAACGAGUCGACAAUACGGAAAACAAAUCAACGGACGAAAAUUCACAUAUCGAUAAAAUUAGCGAAACAUCAAAAAAUGAUAAUAUUCAAACAAAUUCCUCGGAAGAGGAAGUAUCAAAGAAAGAGUCAGAAGUUUCGGUAAGCGAUGAAAAAAUUGCCAGUCCUGAAAAAUCCUCAGAAGCUGCUUCGUUAGAAAAUGAGGAAGAAAAAAAUCAAAUCUUAAAUACAAGUUCUAAGAUCGAAGAAUCUCAAUCGACCGAAAGCGAAGAUCAAUUAAAAGAUGAGAAAAACGAGCAGAAUGACGAAAAUAAUGAAAGCAAAGAUAUUGAGGAAAAGAACGAAGCCCAGGAAAAUAAUGAAAAUGUGAAUACUGAACAAGAUGCUGAAGAGUCACAGCCAGAAACAGCAACAACGAGGAUACAGGACGAAGCGGAACAGAAAACGUCCACAGAUUCUACAGGACCGCCAAAACCACCAAGGCUAAAAUCCGGCAGUGCCGGUGAUAAUGCAAGCAAUGGAGAAGAAUCAAAGGAAAGCGAAGAAGGUGAACAUGAAAAAAAAGAAGACAACGAAGAGAUAAAGACGAGUGACGAACAAGAUUUAAGUACGAAAUCUCCGGAAAAAUCAAAAUCGGUGUCGAAAAUUAGUAUUGAAAAAGCUGUGGAAGCUAUCGAAAAUACGAUAGAAAAAGUCGAGGAGGAUGGAGAUGCUGAAGAACCAGAAAAAGCGGAGAUGGACGGGACGCAGGACGAUGCUGAUGUGGUGCAAUCUCCGGCACCACGAACAGCUAAGAUGGCAAAGCUAUUCAAAGGCAAACGGCAGCAAGAAAUACAGAACGGCACUAAAACGAAUAGCGCAGCAAAUCCGAAAGCUAAGUCGAAAACGUGCACCGUUCUGUGAUCAAAAAGACUUCGCAAAAGAAUAUUACAAUCCAUUAUAUUUUUUAUAAAAUAACUUGUCGCUCCUGGGACCAAUACAUGUGGAACCAGAAAUUUCCCUCUCUCUCUCUCUCCAAUAAUCGACAUCAAGAGCUCCCUUUUAUCACAAACCGAUAUAUAAAAAGUUAGCUUACAACUAGAUCUGCAUUAUAUCGCGCCGAUUUUUAUCUCCCGUUCAACUUUCCGAUAACGAAGAAGUUUAAUCAAAAAACGUCAGCACUUUUAAAAUCACUUAUUAAAAAUUUACUUACUAUACUUAAGCACUGUAAAUAUAUACAUAUAUACAUAAUUGUACG
Molecule: messenger RNA, 2476 nt
Organism: Linepithema humile (Argentine ant)
Lineage: Eukaryota; Metazoa; Arthropoda; Insecta; Hymenoptera; Formicidae
Product: X-linked retinitis pigmentosa GTPase regulator
Source: RefSeq, a predicted model, not a curated record